Messenger RNA from Monoraphidium neglectum, 1713 nucleotides. RefSeq lists its product as hypothetical. NCBI's taxonomy places the organism in Eukaryota, Viridiplantae, Chlorophyta, Chlorophyceae, Sphaeropleales, Selenastraceae. The coding region runs from base 1 to 1713 and encodes 570 amino acids. The record is from RefSeq and is a predicted model, not a curated record. The transcript is spliced from 4 exons.
AUGGAUGACGUCACCGCCGCACUGACGUGGCUGGUUGACACCGUGGCUGAGGGGGAGGCCAGGGGGGAGGAUGAGAGGGUGCUGGCCCACCAGAUCAUGGCUGGCAUGAAGGUCGCAGACCCCACGCUGCCGGUUGAUCCCUACGCACACAUCCCCAAGCCCAUCAUCUGCCUCGGACAGAACGCCCACGCGCGCCGCGACCGCCGCGGCGGCGUCGACGGCGUCCCCUCGGCCACCGCCAUCAGGCAGGCGCUCGCCGCCACCCAGACCAUCCUCCGCUCCAUCGUAAACGACGCAGCCGCCGCUGGCGCCGCGACCGCAGCCACGGGCGGCGUCGGCGGCUCAGUGCCUGCGGCACCCGCGGCGGCGUUUGAGUACGAACCGCUUGAGGGCGGCGGCGCCGGCGCGGCGGCGGGCAGUGCGGGGCUGCUACGGGAGGUCCAGGAAAUGUCAUCACUCCCGUCUGGCGGCCGCCGCUGCGCGCCGUUCACGCGCACCGACCAGCUGGCCGCGAUACUGCGCGCCGCACAGCCGCUGCUGACGAAGCUCGAGGCGGCGAACGGCGCGCGCGGCGCGGUCGGGCUGCCGCCGCUGAUGCAUGAACAGGCGGAGGCGGCGCUUGAUGCGCGCGAAGUGCAGGAGGCAGCGGCGGAGCGCGCGCGGCGGGGGCGGCCGUACGAGCCGCCCUUCUACCGCCCGGCCCCGCCGACGGGCACGGACGCGCGCGGGGCGGUGCUGCCGUUCGAUGCGGCGUUGUCUGCUAACGCCUCCGCCGCCGCCGCCGCCGCGCGCGCAGCGGGUGCGGACGAGCUCGCCGCGGCGGACGAGGCGAUCGCGGCCGACGCGGCGCGGGCGGGCGCGAUGGUGGAAGCUGCCGGCGGCGCGGCGGCGCUGGGGUUGGCGGGCGGCGGCGAGGAUGUCGGUUUGGAGUCGAUCCCGGGGCUUCCGCCGGCCGACAUCGAGCGCGGACCGUUUGAAGGCCACUCCCGGCGCCGCGCCGAGUUGGAGCCGUCCGCGCCGGCGCUGGCGCGGCUUGCCGCGCGCGUCGACGCCGCGUGGGCGGCGCGGACCGCCGCCGACGGUCUCGGCUGGGACGCCGCCGCCGAGGCGGCCGCGGGUGCCGAGGCCGCGGCUGCGGCGGAGCGGCGCGCGGGGCUGGACGCGCGGCGGGCGCGGUUCGCAGCAGGGCUGGGGACGCCGCAGGAUUUGGAUGAGGAUGAGGAAGCGUUUGCCGCGGGAGAAGAGAGCGUCCUCGGGGACAGGGAGGCGUGGGUUGAGCAGCUUCCCGACGACUACCCAGAAACCGGCGACGACGGCACCGGCGCAGGCCCCUGCGGGCCCGGCGGGCUUUCGCCCUACGAACGCGCGGCGGCCAUCGCCCUGACCGCGUCCGAGCGCGCGCCGCUGCUGCGGCGCCGUGCGGCGGCGACGCGCAACCCAGCAGACGCGGCCGCAGCGAGCCGUGCGGAGGCGACCGCGGCGCGGUGGGAGGCGCGGGCGGAGGGGCUGAAAAGAGAGGAGGAUGCAGCGGACGGCGGCGGCGGCGGCGGCGGUGGGUGUGCGUUUUGGGAGGGCGUGGACUGGGGCACCCUGGAGGUCCGGGAGGUGGAGAUCACGCCAGAGAUGAGCGCCAUCCUUGGGGCCGCGCACGACCUGGCGCUGCAGGACCCCAGCCUGGCGGUCAACCUGGACCAGAGCCAGCAGGGGGAGUGA